CCGCCGCCCUCGAGGCCCCCGUUGAUGCCGCACAGCUCGCCCAGCAGCAGCAGCAGCGCCGCCCCCGACAUGGACAAGAACAGCGGGCCCCCCAGCUCCUCCUCAGCCUCUGGGGGCUGCAGCAGCAAAGGACAGCAGCCGCCCCGCGCAGCCUCGGCGGGGCCUGCCGGCGAGUCUAAACCCAAGAGCGAUGGAAAGAAUGCCAGUGGAUCCAAACGUUAUAACCGUAAGCGUGAAACUUCCUACCCCAAAAAUGAAAACUUUAAUAACCAGUCCCGUCGCUCCAACUCACAGAAAAGCAAAACUUUUCACAAGAUGCCCCCUCAGAGGGGCGGCGGCGGCAGCAGCAAGCUCUUUAGCUCUUCUUCUAAUGGUGGAAGACGAGAUGAGGUAGCAGAGGCUCAACGGGCAGAGUUCAGCCCUGCCCAAUUCUCUGGUCCUAAGAAGAUAAAUCUAAACCACUUACUGAAUUUCACUUUUGAACCCCGAGGCCAGGCAGGCCACUUUGAAGGCAGUGGCCAUGGCAGCUGGGGAAAGAGGAACAAAUGGGGACAAAAGCCUUUUAACAAGGAGCUGUUCUUGCAGGCCAACUGCCAGUUUGUCGUGUCUGAAGACCAAGACUACACAGUGAAUUUUGCUGACCCUGACACCUUGGUCAACUGGGACUUUGUGGAACAAGUGCGCAUCUGUAGUCACGAGGUGCCGUCCUGCCCAAUAUGCCUUUACCCGCCAACUGCAGCCAAGAUCACACGCUGUGGGCAUAUUUUCUGCUGGGCGUGCAUACUGCACUACCUUUCAUUGAGUGAGAAGACCUGGAGUAAAUGUCCCAUCUGCUAUAGCUCUGUUCACAAGAAGGAUCUCAAGAGUGUUGUUGCUACAGAGUCACGCCAAUACAUUGUUGGCGAUACCAUCACAAUGCAGCUCAUGAGAAGGGAGAAGGGUGUGUUAGUGGCUUUACCCAAAUCCAAAUGGAUGAAUGUAGAUCAGCCUAUUCACCUUGGAGAUGACCAGCACAGCCAAUAUUCUAAACUCCUGCUGGCCUCCAAGGAGCAGGUGCUACAGAGAGUGAUUCUAGAAGAGAAGGCCGUCCUGGAGCAGCAGCUGGCAGAGGAGAAGCACUCUCCUGAGGCUUGCUUUGUUGAGGCCGCCCUCCAGGAGCUCAAGGCUCGAGAGGAAGCUUUAUCAGGAUUGGAUGCAGCCAGAAGUGGCCAGGUCACUGAUGUCGUGACAGCUGUAGAAGAGCUGGUCCUGAUAGCGGCACCCUUGGACAAAGAGCCGUUGCUCCAGCCCAGCCCCCAGCAGUGUCUACUGGAGUAUCUGUCUGCUUUUGAUGAAGAAAUUGUGGACCCUUGCCCUCGAGGAUCUCCUUCUCCUCCUCUUCCCUCUCCCCACCUGGUGGAAGAGGAGGAGGCAGUGACUGAGCUGGAGCCUGGGGUGGUAACAGAGGUGUAUGACUCGGAGAUCCUGGAUGGAAAUGGUAUAGAAGGGACCACAUGCCACAAAAUCAGCCAGCGGGAGCCCAAGGCCACACUUGGUGCCAGGUCCUUGGGCAGCUCUCCUUGUUACUACUUCUAUCAAGCGGAGGAUGGACAGUACAUGUUUCUGCAUCCCGUGAAUGUGCGCUGCCUCGUGCGGGAGUAUGGGAGCCUGGAGCAGAGCCCUGAGAAGAUCACGGCCACGGUGGUGGAGAUCGCUGGCUACUCUAUAUCGGAGGAUGUUCGACAGCGGCAUCGUUACCUCUGCCAUUUGCCUCUCACCUGUGAAUUCAGCAUCUGUGAACUGGCUCUGCAGCCACCUGUCGUUUCCAAGGAAACUCUGGAAAUGUUUUCAGAUGACAUUGAGAAGAGGCGACGGCUACGGCAGAGAAAGGCUCGGGAGGAGAGACGGAGGGAGCGACGCAUUGAGAUGGAAGAAAACAAAAAGCAGGGCAAGUAUCCUGAAGUCCACAUCGCUCUAGAGAACCUCCAGCAGUUUCCUGCCUUCAAUGCCUGUUCCCCUGAUCCUUCUUUGGUUCUCGCCAGCACUGAGGACCAUGGUUCCUUCUCACAGUCUCCUCUUAGCAGAAGCCCAGGGUCCCAUGCAGGCUCUGUGUUGGCUUCUUUGUCACCCACUGACGGUCAGGGCACCCCUUCAUUCUGCGUUGGGAGCCUGGAGGAAGAGUCUCCCUUUCCUUCCUUUGCCCAGAUGCUGAGGGUUGGAAAAGCAAAGGCAGAUAUGUGGCCCAAAACUGCCUCCAAAAAAGAUGAGAACACUCUAGCUCCUCCUGCCCCUGUGGACAGUGAUGGGGAAAGUGACAACUCAGACCGUGUACCUGUGCCCAGCUUCCAGAAUUCCUUCAGCCAAGCAAUUGAAGCAGCCUUCCUGAAACUGGACACGCCAGCCUCCUCAGACCUGCUCUCUGCAGAAGAGAAGGGAGGAAAGAAAAGGAAGAAACAGAAGAAGAAGCUGUUGUUCAGCACCUCGGUGGUCCACACCAAGUGACUCUCCGCCCCCAUGUCCUCUCCAGCUGGUGUUUUCUUUUCCUUUGCUUUGUUUUGCUGCUAUAGUUUUUAAGGACUUGAGUUUGCACAGAUUAGCUCUGUGGGGGGGAGGGGGAGUUUCCACAGAUCAAGGGGGAAACCAAAGGAACUAAUUUAAAUACGGUGUAUUUUCCAGCUUCCAAUAUUUACACCAGAAUAAAGUAUUGACACUCACAUAAAUGAACCUUCAGUCAAGGUUUCUAGUUCAUGCCAAUUCCAUCUCUUGGCCUAUGUGCAGGUGGUCUUAGCAUUGUACCCCAGCUUCUGGCGCCUGGGAGGCCACGCCUUCUGGGCAGCCUGAGAGCCAUCGAGGCACCGCCAGAAGCAUGGGCUCUAAGGUACAGCUGUGCUCAUCUGACCCCCCCCCCUUUCCUGCUGCGUAUCUCACAGGGUUCUAGAGGACACACUAAUCACAGUUCACAUCUUUUUCUUUUUUCUUUUUUUCACAAGUUAGUCUCUUCUACCUGUUCCGGAUUUUCUUUUUCUUUUUUAAAGAACAGAAGGGUGUGGGAGUAGAUUGGAUUUAGGACAUCCAGCUCAAAUUGCAAUUGUUUUUCUUCUGACUGGCAGACAGCCUGUAGUGCCAAGUUCAGAGGAUUUUUAGGUCUCCAAGUAUACAGCAGUUGGAUUUUGAACUUGCCUGGGAGAGGGAAGACUUCUCCAUCAACCUCUUAACCUAACUCCUCUGGCUCAGCAAGGAAAAGUUAUUGACUCUGAUUGAUUAGAAAGCUGCAGUAACCACAUGCCUAUUUCAUGGUUGGCAUGGAGGCACCAGUGGGACAGGUCUGAGGGACAAAAGCAAGGGACAGUUGGGUAUUUGGCAGAGGAAACCACUGCUAUUGAGCUAGGACCUCUGGUUGGGAUGCAGGAGGCAUACGGGCUUGAUACUGAGCUGGGCUGAAAGCAGUAAGGCCCCAUACAUCUGCAUCUCUCAUUUUCUGGAGCAGUCUCAUUAUGUGCUGCUUGGGGUUUGGUUUGAAGCCGAGUUUCAGUGAUGUGGAUUUUUGUUGUUGUUGAAUAAAGUGACCUCUAGGUGUAACGUAAUGGCGAAGGCAAACAGUUGCAAUAAAUCAUAUGCACAAGA
Molecule: messenger RNA, 3603 nt
Organism: Vombatus ursinus (common wombat)
Lineage: Eukaryota; Metazoa; Chordata; Mammalia; Diprotodontia; Vombatidae
Gene: RNF10
Product: ring finger protein 10
Exons: 17
Coding region: 25-2481 (818 amino acids)
Biological process (GO): positive regulation of transcription by RNA polymerase II; positive regulation of myelination
Molecular function (GO): transcription cis-regulatory region binding
Source: RefSeq, a predicted model, not a curated record